AUGAUUAAAUGUAAAUAUACAUCAAAUGAACAAUUAAAAGUUAAAUUAGGUGUUAGAAUGGAAAAACCACAAAAUCUUAAAAUGUGUGGAUGGUGCUAUGCUAGAGGAAAAAAUGUAUGGAAAACAUGGAAACGACGAUAUUAUGCAUUUGUUCAAGUAUCUCAAUAUUGUUUUGCAACAUGUAGUUAUCGUGAAAGAAAAUCCGAACCAACUGAAAUGAUGCCACUUGAAGGUUAUACUGUUGAUUAUGCUGAACCUGAUAAUGGUAAAGAAAUAAAAUCAAUAAAAAUAAAUAAAUAUUCGACUAUUGAAAGUUGGGUACAAGCAUUAUAUCGUGCUAUUGGUCAAUCACAUAAACCAACACCAUCAAUAACACAAAUUAAUAAAUCAAAUUCAACAUCAGGACAAAAAGAUCUUUCAGAUUCUGAUCGUUCAAAAAAUCUUGGUUUUGAUGAAUAUAUACAAAGUGAUCCAUGUGAAUUUGAUCAUCAUGAUUUAUUUAAAACAUUACAAACGGCAACAUUAGAUUUUCGACUUAAUGAUCCAUACUGUUCUUUGGGUUCGUUAAGUCCAGUACAAAGUUAUGUACUUGAAGUAUAUUGUUCUCGAUAUGGUGUUCGUGGUUGUUUAAGAUAUCUUUAUUAUUUAAAUGAUUUACUUGAUAGAGCUGACCAAAGAUUUAUGAUUGAUCCUCAAUUUCUUCAUUAUAGUUAUGUUUUUUGUACAUCUCAUGUUUCCAGAAAUCGACCUGAUAAUAAUGUUUCUACAAUAACUAUGGAAGAAAGAGAUCGAUUUAGUGAAAUAAAAGAACGAUUAAAACAAUUUCUUGAAAAUCAAGUUACUAAUUUUAGAUUUUCAUUUCCAUUUGGUCGACCCGAAGGUGCAUUAAAAGCAAUAUUAAGUUUACUUGAACGUGUUCUUUCAAAAGAUAUCUCAACACCAAUAUCUCGUGAUGAUAUACGAAAUUUUAUUCGAAAAUGUCUUCAAAAUGCUGCAUAUUCAAAUUAUACACGGGUUUCAGAUCAAGCCAAAAUUGAAGGUUACACCUUUUUUUUUAUUUUAUUUAACUUUUAUAUUGAUCAACUACCGAGUGGCCCAAAAGUAAGGAAACAAACAUGGUAUGCUAUAAUAAUGGAU
Rotaria sp. Silwood1 is the source of this 1137-nucleotide messenger RNA. Lineage: Eukaryota; Metazoa; Rotifera; Eurotatoria; Philodinida; Philodinidae. The record is from the annotation of a GenBank genome assembly.